AUGCAAGUGGUGUCAAAUGCUCGCCGAGUCUCUCGGCUCUUGCAAUCUGCGAUUUUCCUUUUGUCUCAUCUUCGAAGCACCGAAGAACCGAUUCUCUCAGGGCUCAUACAAUGCAAUUACCAGCAAGUGAAGUCUAAACCUUUGGGUUUCUUCGCGUCAAAGGCUUUUUACAGUUCUGGAGCUGAUAAUGUAGAAGGGACUCUAACAGAAGCUGUGAAGGAUCUUUAUGAUAAAAUGCUUCAGUCUGUAAAUGUUAAAAGAUCCAUGCCUCCAAAUGCUUGGUUGUGGUCAAUGGUUGCUAAUUGCAAACACCAUCAUGAUAUUAGUCUUCUCUUUGACAUUUUGCAGAACCGCCGCAGAUUUAGGUUGUCAAACCUUCACAUACAUGACAAUUUUAACUGCAAUCUCUGCUGUGAAGUCACUAAAGCUUGUGUUCAUGCCGGAGCUCUUGAUUUUGGUAUGCUUUAUUUGCACGUCCACUUUGUCUGA
Messenger RNA from Lathyrus sativus (Indian pea), 489 nucleotides. NCBI's taxonomy places the organism in Eukaryota, Viridiplantae, Streptophyta, Magnoliopsida, Fabales, Fabaceae. The record is from the annotation of a GenBank genome assembly.